Messenger RNA from Tilletiopsis washingtonensis, 3415 nucleotides. Its product is annotated as ARM repeat-containing protein. The transcript is spliced from 9 exons. Gene Ontology annotation, molecular function: small GTPase binding. Gene Ontology annotation, biological process: protein import into nucleus. The coding region runs from base 161 to 3415 and encodes 1084 amino acids. Lineage: Eukaryota; Fungi; Basidiomycota; Exobasidiomycetes; Entylomatales. Gene Ontology annotation, cellular component: cytosol; nuclear envelope. The record is from RefSeq and is a predicted model, not a curated record.
CCUCAUUCCGCCUCUCAGCAUCAAAUACCCCUUCUCGCCGACAGCUUCGCCACGCCAAAGAGACACAGCGCAUCGCCGCCCCAGCGCCGUCGUCUCUCGCGCCGCGCUCGCCCAGGCACGAGGCUGGCCUCUUGCCCGCGCGACAAGGGCCGCCGGCAUCAUGGCGACGCUCUCCGCCGCAGAGCUGACGCUCGUGCUGCUGCACGCCACGGCGCCCGAUGCACGGCGCCUCUCCAUGGCCAACGCGCAGCUGGAGCAGUGGGAGAAUGCGGAGCCCACGCUCUGGGCGCGCCUGCUCGACAUGGCCUUUGACGCACAGCUGCCCCUCGAUGCCGCCGUGCUAGCCCACGACGGCAGCGAGGAGAGUGCAAGACGCACUGCCGUGCGCAGCAUGGCCAUCAUUCGCUUCAAGAAUGGCAUCGACAAGCACUGGAGGAGCCGCGUCGCCGGUCGCGGUCAUGUCACGAUUGCAGCAGAGGAGAAGGCGCGCCUGCGGACCCGCCUCUGGGCCUGCCUCGACGAGCACAACAAGACGAUCGCUCUGCAGACGUCGAUUGCCAUCACGCGCAUCGCGCGCUACGACUAUCCGACUGCAUGGCCGACGCUCUUCGACGAGCUGACGCGCUCGCUGUCCGAGGCGCAUGCGGUGCAGUCGAGCUCUGCGCAGGAAGCGGAGCGCGACCAGGCACGCCUGAGACUGCUGCGCGGGGCCGAUGUGCUGCAGCGCGUGCUCAAGGAGCUCGGCACCGUCAGGCUGCUGGCCGGCAAGAUCCGCAUGACCGAGCUGGCAAAGGCAUUUCUGCCGCAGCUGCACUACGUGUUCCAGCGCUUCUUCGUCGAGACGUUUCCGUCGUCGCCCGACUCGAUGUCGGAGGCGGAUCUGGCUGGCUGGGCAUCGACACCUGCGCUUGCAGACCGCGUCAGGACAAGCCAGCUGCUGCUGCGCGCCGUGAUGCAUCUCGUGCUCGCCGAUCCCGGCCUGCUCACGACACAGGGCUCCUCUGAGGGCGGCGCGUCGCAGAACCAAGCGAUGCAGGUCUUUGCCGCUGCUCCCGCUGCGCUGUCCUGCCUCAGCAACACGCGUCUCGCCUACCUACGCCUCUUCCGCAGAGCGUCGGCCGCCGAGCAGCAGACGCACCUGCCGCUCCUCGCCAACCUGACAAAGCACGUGCUGGCGUUCGGCAAGCUCUUCGUGGCGCUCAUCGGCCGGGACCGGUCUCAGGCCAGCCGCUGGAGUGGCUGGUCCGACGUCGCCGGUUGGUACUGGGCCACCGCGCGCUCCGCGCCUAGCGACACGACGAGCGUCGCGCGCGACUCGGCCACCUCCGUCGAGGCCUUUACGCUUGAUCAGCCGCCACGCUUCGUCGUGCAAGCGCUGGUGCUGAUGAAGAUGAGCCUCAACGGCUGGAAGCAAAGCCCGCCUGCGCCCUUCAACUCUCGCGACUUCUUCACCGAGGUCGUCGAGGUGCUGGUGGGGCGGCUGAUGCGCCUGACGCCGGACGAUCUGGCUCGAUGGGAGGCGGAUCCGGAGGACUUUGUCAAGGAGGAGCAGAGCGAGGCCAUCGACAUCGACAUCCGGCCCGCCGCAGAGCGGCUAUUGAUGCUCGCUGCGCGCUACAGUCAGCCACCGCACCUGGUCGGCGAGCUACUCUGGACGCGCUUCGAGAGUGCGGCCGGACUGCCAAUCGCGGACAUCGAUGCUGUGCUGCAGCGAGACGCCGUCUACGCCGCCGUGGGACGCUGCCGCGAGUACCUCUCCGAAGAUGCGCGCGCGCUCAUCGGGCAGCGCUGCGGCGAGCGUCUGGCGCGCGAGGCCAUGCUGGGGCCCGAGAGCGGCAGUAGCUGGGUCAUUGUGCGUCGGCGCGUGGCGUGGCUCUUCUGGGAGUGGUCCGAGCUCGUCACGACGGCGCACCGUUCGGCAGUGUACGCGGCGCUCGUGUCGCUGCUGGAGGAUCACGCAGGCAUCACGGAUCUCGCGGUGCGCCUGGAGGCCGCGCGCUCGUUGGGCGCACUGGCCGACUCGCUCGAGUUCGACGCCGACACAUUUGAGCCACACAUUGAGGCGGCGCUCGGCGGACUCGCUCGUCUGGUCGCCGCGUCCGAUCUGCAAGCCGUUGACUCCAUCCGCACCUGCACCAACUCGCUGAGCGUGCUGACAGAACGCCUGGGCGCACGCAUCACCCCUUACGUCGAGACUCUCGUUGGGCUCGUGCCUGCACUCUGGGCCUACGACGAUCCGCAGUUCCUCUCCAAAAGCAGCAUCCUCUCCUUUGUCGGCAAGAUGCUGCAUGCCAUUCAGCUCGUGCCCUAUUCGGAGAACGGGCCUGCGGUGAGAUUGCACGCCGUGGUGGAGCCGCUUGUGCGCUACAGCUUGACCGAUCAGGCCGCUUCGCCCAUGAUCGGCAAGGACGCGCUGCUGCUCUGGAUCCGUGCGCUGCACUCUGCGCCACAGAUGACACCGGCUCUGUUCGGCCUGCUCGAGCUGCUGCCGACGCUGCUGGAGCAGCCCGACUUUUGCGCCGAGGCGUCUCGCGCCUGCACCGAGUAUGCACUGCUGUGUCCUGCCGAGCUGGCGCAGCAUCACGGCACGGGCCUCUUUGCCGCGUUUGCCAGCAUCCUCUCCGACCCGCUCAAUCCCGCCAUUCUGUGCCCCGUCAGCGCCCUCGACAGUCUGUUGCAGUCUCUGUCUGCGCAUGGCGCGGCCGGCAGCUAUUGGCCGCAGCUUGCAGACGCCAGCAACGUCUUUGCGCUGCUCGUUGGCACUCUGCUACAGGUCAAGGAGUCGCCUGUCAUCGCAGGCCACAUCGUUGCACUGCUGGCGCGCAUGGCCGUGCAGUCCCCCGAGCGCUCCUUCAUCGCGCUUCUCCGCUCCGCCGGCCCAAAGCUGGGCCAUCAGCCAGCCGACGUCGGCCGAGGCGUGAUCAUGCCGCUGGUGCAGGAGUGGUGCGACCGCUUCGAGAACAUGGCCUCGGCACGCCGGCGCAAGAUUACCUGUCUGGGCCUGGCGGCGAUGCUGCGCGCCGCGCGGGCAGGUGAGGAUGCGGAGGUGUUCGAGGCCGUGCCCGCCAUGGUCGCGCUGUGGUCGGACGCCAUGAGCGAGUUCAAGCACGAGCCGCGCACCGGCGGCACGAGCAAGCAGCAGCUAACGCUGCGUGUUCGCAGCAACAAAUCUCGCUCCACUUCGCCGCCGAUCGUGGCGCUCUCCGACGACGAAGGCGAUGAGCUAGAAGACACGGCGCCUGGCUCGGCGCGCGCCGGCGCGCUGGCGGAUCUGGAUCCGGCCUACACGACCGACAUUGGCGCCGCCGUGUCGGCUGCGCUCAACGAUGCUCAGGCACAGGCAGGCCCCCAUGUCUUUUCGGCGGUAGAUGUCCUCGUGCUCGACAUGCUGCGCGCUGACCUUGCGCAAAGCUGA